CGCCGCCGCGGCUGCCAAGGGACCGUCGCCGUCUCGUCGCCUCAGCGCAGCUGUCUGGGCCCGGCCCGCGCCGCCGCCCGCCUUCCCCUCCUUCCCUGGCCGGGCCUGCGGGAUGUUCAUUUUAAAGAUUCUGUGAAGAUGAAAAGGGAUAUCUUAUGGUUUUACGAAAUAUAAAGCAAUACUGUCUGACAUGACGGCUAAAAAUGUUGGUGUGACUUCCACAAAUGGAGACUUGAAAGGAUUUAUAGAUCAGAACCAGAGUCCAACAAAAGAGAAACAAGCAGUUUCUGAAGAUGUUUUCAGAUACAGAUCUGCCUUUUGGAAAAUUUACACAGAACAAGAAAACAUCCUUGCCUCAAAUUGUAAUAUUUCAGUAAUUACAUUGCCAGUUUCCAGCACCAACUCUCCGACUAAGAUUUUACCAAAAACCUUAGGACCAAUCAAUGUGAAUGUUGGACCCCAAAUGAUCAUAAGCACACCACAAAGACUGACCAAUUCAGGGAGUGUUCUGAUUGGGAGUCCAUAUAACCCACCUCCAACAAUGGUCACACAGACACACAUAACAGAAGCUUCUGUCUGGGUCCCGGGGGAGCGAAAACGGACUCAAGAAAUUAUAGAGUCAGAUUUUUCAGAAAGUAAGAGAAGCAAAAAAGGAGAUAAAAAUGGGAAGGGUUUGAGGCAUUUUUCAAUGAAAGUUUGUGAAAAAGUUCAACGUAAAGGAACAACUUCAUACAACGAGGUGGCUGAUGAGCUGGUGUCAGAGUUCACAAACUCCAACAGCCACUUGGCUGCAGACUCGCAGGCUUAUGAUCAGAAAAAUAUUAGACGGAGAGUUUACGAUGCCCUCAACGUCCUGAUGGCAAUGAACAUCAUUUCAAAGGAGAAGAAGGAAAUCAGAUGGAUUGGCCUUCCUACAAACUCAGCUCAGGAAUGUCAGAAUCUAGAGAUAGAAAAACAGAAGAGGAUUGAAAGGAUAAAACAGAAGCGAGCCCAACUGCAAGAACUGCUGCUGCAGCAAAUAGCAUUUAAAAACUUGGUACAAAGAAAUCAGCAAAAUGAACAGCAAAAUCAAGGCCCUCCAUCUUUGAACUCCACAAUACAGCUGCCCUUCUUAAUAGUCAACACUAGCAAAAGAACAAUUAUAGACUGCAGCAUAUCAAGUGACAAAUUUGAAUACCUCUUUAAUUUCGAUAACACUUUCGAGAUUCAUGAUGACAGUGAGGUGCUGAAGAGAAUGGGAAUGUCCUUUGGGCUCGAAGCAGGCAAGUGCUCAGCUGAGGACCUAAGAACUGCAAAAUCACUGGUGCCAAAAGCUUUAGAAGGCUAUAUCACAGAUAUGUCUGCAGGAUUUUCAUGGAUAAACCAAGGGUUACUUUCAAGUUCAGCACAAGCAGUUUCACACUUAGAGGCAGCUGGAGGCACUUGCAAUGCUAAAUCAAGUGAGAAUGCAGGGUUGUGUCUGGAUGCUGAAGUGGCCUUAGCAACUGGGCAGCUCGUUGCCCUGAGCAGUCAGCAGUCCAGCAGCGCAGCGUCCCGGGGGGAAACGCCCUGCUCCUUCAACGAGGAGGAUGAAGAGGAUGAAGAUGAGGAUUCUUCCUCCCCAGAAUGAGGAUAGUAGAAAAUGGAAUAUACAAAAUGCUGCUCAAAUAUUCUUAAUGGGAGUUCCUGUUUGGAUUUUACUGGUUUCUUGCCUUGUUUUGCACUGUGUUCAGUGAAGCAAAAUGGACGCUUCAAAAUCAACUUAUUCAUAACGGAAAAACUUUUUGUAACUGAACACAGAGUGACAUGUAGGGACAGAGCAAAGUGGGUUUUAUCAGCUAAAACUGAGGAAAAGAACAAAGUUCUCGGAGAUUUGGCAAAGCAAACCCCAAGUUUACCUUUUCCAUUUUGGGACUUAAGUCUCUGUCUUCCCCUUGUCUUUACCAGAUGGAGAAGAAAACGGAGUCGGUCAGCAAAUGCCAAUUCUUGCAUUGUCUCUUGGCUGUGCUGCCUUUAGAAAAAGGGGGAGGAAGAGCACAUGCAAAUGCGCUAAAAAAGCUAUUUAAAACUAUCUUAUAUGAAAAUGGUUAUAGGGAAAAGGGGCUGCUAAAAUGUUUGCUUUUUUUCUGUUCAACUUGCUGUGUAGAAGAUUCUUAAAGUAAUACAAAUUGCAAGUGAUUAAAUGGAUCUUGAAAUAGUUUAAAUCCAUUUUAGAUACUCUAAAAGUAACAAUAUAAAAGGUUCGUAUGUUCAUUUAUACUGCAGACCUAAUUUAUUAUAAAUAAGUGAUUAUUCUUAGCCAUUAUUAAAACAGUCAGGAAAAAAAACCAGUAUUCUCUGCACCAGCUUUUUUAAGGAAAACAAGUAAAAAAAAUUGUAUUUCUAGAUUACAGUGUAUCCAGUGUAGCUUCUUCUUUACUGUUCUAACUUUAUAUAAUCCCUUUGAUGUUAGAGUAUGUGUUGGAUUUUUUUCAAAAAAGCCUCCCACCAUGUUAAGGCUCUCAGGCAGCGUGUUUUCAAGGCAGUGCUUUCAAAUGGGGGCUGGGUAGGUCACAUAACUUUUUUUAAAGUCAUAGGCUGAGGUUCUUAGGAAAAAAAUAAAAUUUCAACAGUAUGUCAUUUCA
Messenger RNA from Chiroxiphia lanceolata (lance-tailed manakin), 2603 nucleotides. RefSeq names its product transcription factor Dp-2 (gene TFDP2). The transcript is spliced from 14 exons. The record is from RefSeq and is a predicted model, not a curated record. Gene Ontology annotation, molecular function: DNA-binding transcription factor activity, RNA polymerase II-specific; RNA polymerase II transcription regulatory region sequence-specific DNA binding. Gene Ontology annotation, cellular component: transcription regulator complex; nucleus. Lineage: Eukaryota; Metazoa; Chordata; Aves; Passeriformes; Pipridae. Gene Ontology annotation, biological process: regulation of transcription by RNA polymerase II; regulation of cell cycle. Bases 191 to 1609 code for a protein of 472 amino acids.